Molecule: messenger RNA, 4219 nt
Organism: Struthio camelus australis
Lineage: Eukaryota; Metazoa; Chordata; Aves; Struthioniformes; Struthionidae
Gene: PANK3
Product: pantothenate kinase 3
Biological process (GO): coenzyme A biosynthetic process
Cellular component (GO): cytosol; nucleus
Molecular function (GO): pantothenate kinase activity; ATP binding
Source: RefSeq, a predicted model, not a curated record
GCCGCCGCUGCUGCGCCAUGAAGAUCAAGGAUGCCAAGAAGCCAUCUUUUCCAUGGUUUGGCAUGGACAUUGGGGGAACUUUGGUGAAACUUGCAUAUUUUGAACCUAUUGAUAUCACUGCAGAGGAGGAGCAGGAAGAAGUUGAAAGCUUGAAGAGUAUCCGCAAAUAUCUGACUUCUAAUGUAGCCUAUGGAUCCACUGGCAUUCGAGAUGUCCACCUUGAACUGAAAGACUUAACGAUUUUUGGUCGAAGAGGAAACUUGCACUUUAUUCGAUUUCCAACUCAUGAUUUGCCCACUUUUAUCCAAAUGGGAAGAAAUAAAAACUUUUCAACACUACAUACGGUGCUUUGCGCCACCGGAGGUGGCGCUUAUAAGUUUGAAGAAGACUUUCGCACAAUUGGAAACCUCCAGCUGCACAAACUGGAUGAGCUUGACUGCCUUGUCAAAGGCUUAUUGUAUAUUGACUCUGUCAGCUUCAAUGGCCAGGCAGAGUGCUAUUACUUUGAAAACGCCUCGGAACCUGAGAGAUGCCAGAAGAUGCCUUUUAACCUGGAUGACCCGUAUCCACUGCUGGUAGUUAACAUUGGUUCAGGAGUCAGUAUUUUAUCAGUCCAUUCCAAAGACAACUAUAAAAGAGUAACUGGAACAAGUCUAGGUGGAGGGACCUUUCUUGGUUUAUGCAGUUUGUUGACGGGCUGUGAAAGUUUUGAAGAAGCUCUGGAAAUGGCAUCUAGAGGAGACAGCACACAUGCUGACAAGCUGGUUCGAGAUAUUUACGGAGGAGACUAUGAAAGAUUUGGCUUGCCAGGAUGGGCAGUAGCAUCCAGUUUUGGGAAUAUGAUCUACAAAGAGAAGAGAGAGUCUGUGAGUAAAGAAGACCUGGCAAGAGCCAUAUUGGUCACCAUCACCAAUAACAUUGGGUCUAUUGCCCGGAUGUGUGCAGUAAAUGAGAAAAUAAACAGAGUUGUCUUUGUUGGCAAUUUUUUACGUGUGAAUACUUUGUCAAUGAAGCUUCUUGCAUAUGCACUGGAUUACUGGUCAAAAGGCCAACUGAAGGCCUUGUUCCUAGAACAUGAGGGAUACUUUGGAGCUGUUGGUGCUCUUCUUGGGUUGCCAAAUUUCAGUUGAGAUACCAGAUGUCACUACACUGAACUAUUUUCCACCUGGAUGGCACUUGUUUAUGGCAAUGGAAACUAAAUCUGGGGAGGGGAGAUGAAAACAGCAAAUUUGCUGUAGUUUUUUAAAUUUAAGAAGUGAUAAGCUACUGAAUAUUGCCAUUGAAAGGAAGGAGUUUUUACUCUGUUGGGCAUUGAAAAGUGAAAUAUUAGGGAUCUCAUUUAUGUUCUUUGGUACAUGUAGCCAGUACUGAACUUUUAAUAUGCAAUACAUCCUCUGAAAACAAGCUUCCAGAAGAAGGAAGGCCAGUCACUUAAGUGUCCAGCACUUAUAUGUUGUGAGCUUACUCCUAAGGCUUUAAGCCCAUCUGUUCUGAAUAUAAUUGAUGAAUGACCAAUUAUUUUCAUUAGUUAUACUGUAUUAAGAGCAGAAUUUCCCUUGUGUACUUACAGAAUAAACAACUUGAAAAACUGCAGUAAAGUACUGUCAACAAGAUGGGGAAACUGCAUGCAAUUGUUUUUCACAGUAAGAAUAGCAAGGUGUUAACAGCAUUUGAUGUUUUAAUAAUCAUUCUAUUUUGAUGGAAAAAAAUACUAAUGCUUUGCUUUUCAGUGGGGGAAAAAUAAAAGGAAAAAGAUCAGCCAAAGCAAAGGAGUAAGUAGUUGAUGUUUUGAUGGUUUUGUGAAGAUAGGCAAUUACCCUCCUCGCUUUUUUGAAGAUACAACUUGUAUUUUUAGAAGAUCCCUUCUGUCUUUGUUUGGAUUAGGGUAAGGAAUCAAAGCACAAGGAGUUCUCUGGAAUGGGUAUGGCUUCCAAAAUUUCUUGGCUUUCUUCUGGUUUUGGUCUCUUUUAUGAGUGAAAUUCUGACAUCAUUACUUGGAAAGGCACCACAAAGCCUGUGAGAGUUGAAGAUAUCCUCAUAAAAUAGACUAAAAAUGAGAGCUUGUAAUUCUGAUAGUUUGACUCGUUAUUUCAGUGGAGGUUUAAAAAACUCCCUCAUCCUACUAAUUUGAAAAUGUGAUUUCUCUUCUGUUUUAUGGGUUGAUCAGUAUCUAAUGUGAGAUUGAGAAUGAAAGAGCUUUAGCUCGUGUUUGGAAGCUUAUUUUUGAAGGUUGAGGACAGCAUCAGAGUUUGUAUUGCAGCACCAAAAGGACCAAUCUUUAGUGCCCUUGCAUUAUGGAACUGUUCGUCAAAACUGUGGCCUUGGGGUAAAAUCCAUACCCUGGAACUGUUUUUUUUUUUUUUUUUUUUUCCUGUAUGCUUUUAAAAUUUACAAUUGUGAUUAUUGUAAUAAGUCUAGUCUUGAAGCCAGGACCUAUGCUCUUACUACUUUAAGAUCUCUAUACAGUCAUUAACUAUAUAAUUCUUUGUGGACUGGAGAAAUACCUACUUUUAUUAUAUGAUUUUAAUGUUAAAUGUUUCCUCUUAAGUGCAUGAGGAGCAACCGGACAAGAACACAUCCGUGUUGGGUUUUAACGUGUUUCUUAAACUGAUUGCUGGAGUAUUCCACAGCAUGGCUACGUUGUAUUUACAGCCACAUCACCUCUUCGCCUCGUGUGUAAGAAAGUUCUGUGUGCUAUUGUCAGCCAUUUGUCUUUUCUUUAAAUUCAAAGCUCCAUAUUAAUGUCAUUUAAAAAAGGAAAAAACUUGUAGUCCUUCAAGAGCGCGCUAGCUUACUGUAAUCGCUUCAUGAAGCGCAGUGCCAAUCUCAAAUACGGUUUGGCCUGUUGUUAGUUUUUCUGGUACUCGCAUUACAUUUCCAUUCUUCUUGCUUUGAUAGUGUUUCAGUCUAGACAUAAAAUUAAAAAGAAAAAAAAGAAUUACACCCACAGUUCAGCUGAUCUAAUGCUAAUCAGAGAACUUCAGAAAAUAGAUGAAUAUGGCUACUAUAGAAUGUCUUUAUAAAUGCUGUUACUGUUUCUUCAAGUUAUGAUCACUAUAGAAAGCAAGCUUGGUUGUAAAAGUUCAUGAACAUUUAAUUUUCUGAAUGUUUUGACAGCCUCCUGAAGACUUUGCGUAUUGACUGCAUGGUUUUUUUGCAAAGUAAAAUACUUUGAUACGUGUACCAUCACUUGAUUAGAAGCAGUUCCUUUAGUCGAUAUUUAUUGCUACUUCACUUCUCAUGUUUGUGUUACUGAAGCACAGAGCUGUUCUUGAAGCGGUUGUUGGGAACAACUUGUGCGUUUAACCAGAAGCACAUGUAGGAGAUGGUUACCUAAUGAUCAUGGCUAAUUUAAACCCUUUGAAACUGAUGUGACCUAAGAUACGACAUUUUUAAGGUAAACUGUACAGAGUUAUGGAAUAAAUUUCUGAAGUAAUUCUUAAAUAGUCGUACUGUAUUGAAACUACUGUGAGAAUUAAAAAGUAUGUCCUACCUCUUUUUCUUCCCCUGCGUUUUGUAAGAAUUGGCUGCUUUUCUGUAAGUUUUUAUCAGCACAACCGUUACUUAUUACAAGAGCCACCAGAGAAGUUUUCAAGCCCUGCUGAAAAGUCCGAGGGUGCUGUAUUCAAGCUACAUCUUCGGGUUUUGUCUCAUUAUUCCCUCUCAGCUACUAGAACUAGAUUCAGUUACUAGAAUCUCCAAAGCAUGACUCUACCAUGAGUAGAAAUGCUAAGCAUCACAAAUACUUGUAAGGUUAGCUUUCAAGUCUUUUAAUCCAAAUUCUCCUCUAAAUAGGUUGAAAAAGCUUGUCUUUUAUAUUGACUCACUGAGGUAGACUGACUUUUCCCUGAUUUUUGCACACUUGCCAUUUCCUUUCCUCAAAGCUAACUGGUUGAAGUGAGUUGAGAGUGAACCGAUUCAGUGUCGUGUACUAUAGUGGAGGAAAUUUGGGUUUUCUCAGGGCUACUGAUGUCUUCUCAAGUGGGACCACUUCCUUAAGGAAAAGUUGUGUGAUAUUUCUUCUUCUAAAGUAAAACAUAAAGCUCAUUUUGAAUGUGUAAUUGCUUUCAGCUCAAUCAGCCAUGUGAGUGCCUUUUAAUUUUUCAUAUAAUGCCAAUUUUGCUGGUCCUGGGUCUUGUUCCAUGAGGCUUCCUGGCUCAUAUUACUUACCAGAGAAACGGCAGUUUUAUUGGUCAUGCAAGUGAUCCCUUCAAUCCAG